Molecule: messenger RNA, 563 nt
Organism: Telopea speciosissima
Lineage: Eukaryota; Viridiplantae; Streptophyta; Magnoliopsida; Proteales; Proteaceae
Product: glycine-rich cell wall structural protein 1-like
Exons: 1
Coding region: 48-506 (152 amino acids)
Source: RefSeq, a predicted model, not a curated record
GAGUGACUGUGCGUGUGUGUGUGUGUGAGUGCGUGAGAGGGAGAUCAAUGGCGAAAUGGAAUGUGGUGAUGGUCUUGUUUGCCCUAGCCAUCGUCCAAACAACUGCUAGGAACAUUCCUACCGAAGCUACUCUCAAAACUGUAGACGACAACAACAACAAGAAUGGCAAUGUGCCAACCGACGCGGGUCUCAACGACCAAAAGAACUUUAUCUCAUACGGUGGCGUUGGUGGCGUUGCCGGCAUUGGCGGUGUGGCUGGUGUCCUCCCUGUCGGCGGCAUUGGUGGUGGUGCUGGAAUCGGUGGUGGAGUUGGUGGACUCGGUGGUGUCGGUGGAUUCGGCGGCCUUGGUGGACUUGGUGGCAUUGGUGGUGCUGGUGCCGGGGUCGGUGGGCUUGGUGGGUUAGGAGGGGUAGGUGGCUUGGGAGGUGCUGGUUUGGGUGGUGGCGUUGGUGGUGGAGCUGGUGGCGGAGUCGGUGCUGGUGGUGGUGUUCUCCCUUUCCCUUGACUUCGUUCAUACCAUUAUCAUGCAUGACCUUCACGUGUAGCCCAUGGGUGUGCUUAA